AUCCUCAACAAGUGGGUAGAGGAGGGGGGUAUUAUAGUAAUUUCGGUUUCAGGUCUGCAAGCUGGGCCGACAGAAAAAAAUUCGGGCCACGGGAAUUUGAAGAGAAAUAUUGGACCGGCCCGAUACAAUCGAUUUCCCUGCACAUCACUCAUUCCGUGGGGUUCGUUGACUCAAUCGAUCCCAUCGAUCGGCGAUGGAAAAUUCCGACGUGUUCAGCUCGUCCACUGCACCGCUGACGUGGCACGACUUCCUCGAGCGCAUGCGCCAUCCCUCCGCCGCCGAAUUCGUCAAAGGCAUCAAAAGUUUUAUAGUGUCGUUUUUGAACAACGCGCCGGAUGCAGAAAGGGACAGUGCUGCGGUACAAGAAUUUCUCGGCAAUAUGGAAACAGCAUUCAGGGCUCAUUCCCUUUGGGCUGGAUCUUCAGAGGAGGAGUUGGAGAGCGCAGGCGAAGGAUUGGAAAAAUAUGUCAUGACAAAGUUGUUCACACGUGUGUUUACUUCAAUUCCAGAAGAUGUCAAAGCUGAUGAGCAGCUUCAUGAGAAGAUGUCUUUAAUUCAACAAUUUAUUCGGCCAGAGAAUUUGGAUAUCAAGCCGACAUAUCAAAAUGAAACUUCUUGGCUGCUUGCUCAGAAAGAGCUCCAAAAGAUUAACAUGUACAAAGCACCAAGAGACAAACUUCUCUGCAUUCUCAAUUGCUGCAAAGUUAUCAAUAACCUAUUGCUCAAUGCCUCACUUGCGUCUAAUGAAGAUCAUCCUGGAGCCGAUGAAUUCCUCCCGGUUCUCAUUUAUGUUACCAUAAAGGCAAACCCGCCUCAACUGCAUUCCAACUUAUCAUACAUACAAAGGUUUAGACGCCAAACUCGCUUGGUUUCAGAAUCAGCUUACUACUUCACAAACAUGCUCUCUGUAGAGUCUUUUAUCGCUAACAUUGACGCUAAAGCCCUUUCGAUGGAAGAAACCGAGUUCAAAAACAACAUGGAGUCGGCUCACCAACUUCUAUCUGGCCUCUCCGAGACUUCAGACACACACAAUCAAGCAGAUCAAAACAUCGAACAUGCUCCUAGGAAAGAACCCACGCCCCCCAAACCAGCUUCAACUUCUACGAGGCAUCAGCACUUAUCAACACAGGUUUCUGUCGAAUCAUCUAAAACCAUACCAAAAGAUGACGAACAGUAUCAGGAAAAUAACUCGUCACUGAACAAAAUUCCGUCAAUUUCAGACCUGGAAAACAAAGGGGCUACCAUGCUGUUGAAGGAAGACGAGGUGAGCAAAUUAGUCUUUCGGGAUUUCCCGUUUUUGUACUCUCAAUCUGGCGAUCUUACGGUUGGAGACGUAGAAGAUCUGCUCAAUAAUUAUAAGCAGCUAGUCUUCAAAUAUGUCUGCCUUGCAAAGGGAUUAGGUGUCGCAAUUCCAUCACCUUCGUUAUCCAAUUCCGAUGUCGAAAAUUUAGAGCAGCCUGAAAUUGCAAAGGAAUCGGACAAUAUAAAAGAAGCUCAUGUAAAUGAGAAUAUGCAAAACGAACUUCCGACAGCAACGAAUGAUUCAGGCGAAGAAUCGGUUAUUCCUAUUGAAAAUAACGAGUCGAAGAUAUCGGUAGAAGCAGCUCUUCCAUCUCAAGGUGAGGAAGGUAAUGAAAAUCCUCAACGAUAACCAUCGUCACUUUAUUAAAAUUAUGCAGUUUAAUUAUGUACGGUCGGUUCCUUUUUUUGUGUGUGUUGUUGUAAAGAAGAGCUAUUAUUCAAGCGAAAUUUAUGUUUUUUUUCAAAAUUUGAUUCUUCUGCAUAAAGUAAGAUAUAUAAACCUUAAUUAGUACUAAUGUCCUUACACUUGGUAAAACAGAAGGCUAAUAUUCGUUCGCAUCGA
Messenger RNA from Erythranthe guttata (spotted monkey flower), 1864 nucleotides. RefSeq names its product vacuolar protein sorting-associated protein 9A. Lineage: Eukaryota; Viridiplantae; Streptophyta; Magnoliopsida; Lamiales; Phrymaceae. The record is from RefSeq and is a predicted model, not a curated record. Gene Ontology annotation, biological process: vesicle-mediated transport. Gene Ontology annotation, cellular component: endocytic vesicle; cytosol. Gene Ontology annotation, molecular function: guanyl-nucleotide exchange factor activity; small GTPase binding.